AUGCAUGAUCUCAUUAGCGACUUGGCUCGAUUUGUUUCUGGAAAAGUUUGUGUUCAUUUGAAGGAUGAUAAGAUAAAUGAAAUUCCUGAAAAGCUUCGUCACUCAUCAUAUUUUAGAGGCGAAUAUGACUCCUUUGAGAGAUUUGACACCCUUAGUGAAGUUCAUUGUCUUCGGACCUUCUUGCCAUUGGAUUUGAGGACUCGGCCUCGGUUUGACAAGGUUUCAAAGUCAAGAAAUCCAGUUAAUCGUAGGCGUAGCAGAGUGAAAGAGAUGCCAAGUCAAAUGGGUCAAUUAAAAAUUUUACAAAAAUUGAGUAACUAUAGAGUAGGCAAGCAAAGCGGAACGAGGGUUGGAGAGUUGAGGGAGCUUUCCCACAUUGGUGGGAGUCUUGUCAUUCAAGAGCUGCAGAAUGUGGUUGAUGCUAAGGAUGCCUCAGAGGCCAAUUUGGUAGGCAAGCAGCAUCUGGAUGAGUUAGAGCUGGAAUGGAAUCGUGAUAGUGAUGUUGAACAAAAUGGAGCAUACAUAGUCCUCAACAACUUACAACCUCAUUCAAAUUUAAAGAGACUCACUAUUUAUGGAUAUGGUGGUUCAAAAUUUCCAGACUGGUUAGGAGGUCCUUCAAUUCUGAAUAUGGUGUCGCUGCGUCUCUGGAAUUGUAAGAAUGUGUCAACCUUCCCACCGCUUGGGCAGCUACUCUCCCUUAAACAUUUAUAUAUAUUGGGGUUGGGGGAGAUAGAAAGAGUGGGCGCUGAGUUUUAUGGGACUGAGCCCUCCUUUGUAUCCUUAAAAGCUCUAUCAUUUCAGGAUAUGCCAGUAUGGAAGGAAUGGUUGUGUUUGGGAGGCCAAGGUGGAGAAUUCCCUUGUCUCAAGGAGCUUUAUAUAAAGAAUUGUCCCAAGCUAACUGGGGACUUACCAAACCAUCUGCCUUUAUUGACGAAACUAGAGAUUGAAGAAUGUGAGCAGCUUGUGGCUCCACUUCCAAGGGUUCCAGCCAUCCGUGUAUUGACGACGCGCAGCUGUGACAUCUCACAGUGGAAGGAACUGCCACCACUAUUGCGGAGUCUCUCAAUUACAAAUUCCGACUCUGCGGAGUCUCUACUGGAGGAGGGAAUGUUGCAAAGCAACGCUUGUCUUGAAGAUUUGAGGAUCAUAAAAUGUUCUUUUUCCAGACCCUUGUGCAGAAUUUGUUUACCCAUUGAAUUGAAAUCAUUGCAUAUCGUAGAGUGUAAGAAACUAGAGUUUCUCCUACCUGAGUUCUUCAAAUGUCACCACCCUUCCCUUGCCCAUUUGUUUAUCAUAAGAAGUACUUGCAAUUCUCUCUCAUUCAAUAUCCCACUCGGCAAGUUCCCAAGGUUGGCUAUUAUUCAAAUCGGUCGUCUCGAGGGGCUUGAAUCCCUCUCCAUUUCAAUUUCAGGCGGGGAUCUUACAACUUUUGAUUUGUUGAACAUCGGAAGGUGCCCUAAUCUUGUGUCUAUUGAAUUGCCAGCUCUCAACAUCUCACGAUAUUCAAUCUUCUAUUGCGAGAAUCUCAAGUGGCUGCUGCACAACGCUGCAUGCUUUCAAUCAUUAACAUUACAAGAUUGUCCGGAAUUGAUAUUCCCAAUACAGGGUCUUCCCUCCGAUCUAACUUCACUAUCAAUUGAAAACUGCGACAAACUCACAUCCCAGGUGGAGUGGGGUCUGCAAGGACUGCCCUCUCUUACCUCUCUCACAAUCUCAGGUCUUCCAAAUCUCAUGUCCCUGGACGGUAUGGGGCUUCAACUGCUCACCUCUCUUCGAAAAUUACAGAUCUGUGACGGCCCCAAGCUCCAAUCUUUGACAGAAGAGCGGCUACCCAGCUCCCUUUCUUUUCUAACAAUCCGCGACUGUCCAUUGCUGAAAGAUCGGUGCAAGUUUUGGACAGGGGAAGAUUGGCAUCUUAUAGCUCACAUUCCACACAUUGUGAUCGAUGACCAAAGUCAAGACUCUCUUUCUAGAAGUAGCAGAGAUUUUUUGCAUCCAAACUACAGAAAGCUCGAUUCUGUUGGAGAGUGGGAUACUUGGAGAAGAGAGAAGGCAAACCAUAUUCAAUGUCAUAGCACUGCAGAGUAUGGUUUUGUUCCUCCCAAGUUCAGAUGGUGGCAUUUUGAAUCUUUGGAGCAGUUCCUGGAGGGAGCUUUGCCAAAGCCUCCCUAUGCAAUAUAUGGGCCUUUGGGUCCAAGUGAGAUUUGA
Messenger RNA from Vitis riparia (riverbank grape), 2211 nucleotides. RefSeq names its product putative disease resistance protein At3g14460. The record is from RefSeq and is a predicted model, not a curated record. Lineage: Eukaryota; Viridiplantae; Streptophyta; Magnoliopsida; Vitales; Vitaceae. The transcript is spliced from 5 exons. The coding region runs from base 1 to 2211 and encodes 736 amino acids.